Panicum hallii is the source of this 3736-nucleotide messenger RNA. Its product is annotated as putative pentatricopeptide repeat-containing protein At5g08310, mitochondrial. The coding region runs from base 93 to 2594 and encodes 833 amino acids. Gene Ontology annotation, molecular function: protein binding. Lineage: Eukaryota; Viridiplantae; Streptophyta; Magnoliopsida; Poales; Poaceae. The transcript has 2 exons. The record is from RefSeq and is a predicted model, not a curated record.
UCGCGCUGCACGAAUCAGAUUAGAGCUGCCCCCGGCACCCUCCCCCGCUCUCGCCGCCAAUCCAUCGCCCAAACUCGACGCCGGCCAUUCCCAUGUCUCUCGGCCGCUUCGGCCGCGCACGCUCGUCGCUCUUCCUUAUCCAGCCCUUCACCACCACCACAGCAGCCGCCUCCCCAUCCACGCACGCCCCCUCCUCCGUGUCAUUCCUCGCCCACCACCUGCUCGACGAAUUCUCCCGCCCGCGCUCCACCCGCGACGCGGUCCGCCUCCGCCGCCUCGCCGCGCAUCUCUCGCCGCCCGCCGCGGAGUCUGUCAUCCUCCGCCUCCCAUCCUGGCGUCAUGCUCUAGACUUCUUCCGCUGGGCCGCCGAGCAGCCGGGCUUCCGCCACUCCUGCUACUCCCUCAACGCCAUGGCAUCCAUCCUGCCCCCACACCAGCGCGCGCACCUUGACCGCCUUGCCGGCGAAGCUGUCUCCUCGCGCUGCCCCAUGACACCCGGGGCGCUGGGGUUCCUCCUACGCCGCCUUGGCGCCGCUGGCCUCCCCGACACUGCCGCCCGCGUCUUUGAUGCGGCGAGGACUACACUCAGCUGCACCCCGAACUCAUACACGUACAGCUGCCUCCUCAACGCGCUCGCCAAGGCUGGUCGCGCGGAUGAUGUUGAGGUGAGGUUGCGCGAGAUGGUAGCGAGGUGCGGUGAUGAGAGCGUUGACAGGUACACGCUCACCUCACUCCUGCAGUGCUAUUGCAACGCGGGCCGUCCUGACGAGGCAAACACCGUGUUCCAGAGGAUGAGUGACAGGGGAUGGGUUGAUGAACACGUACUGACGAUGCUUGUGGUGGCGUUCAGCAAGUGGGGGAAGGUAGAUAGCGCAGUUGAGCUGGUUGGGAGGAUGGAGGCACUGGGGAUGAUGCCAAGUGAGAAGACAUUGAGUGUUCUGGUCCAUGGGUUUUCCAAGCAGGGCAGGGUCGACAUGGCCAUGGAGAUGUUUGACAAGAUGGCCAGAUAUGGAUUCCGUGUGGAUUUGGCGAUGUACAGUGUGUUAAUUGAGGGUCUGUGUCAGGGAAACAAGAUUGGGAAGGCAGUGCACUUGUUUGAGGAAAUGAAGAGGAAUGGGGUCGUUCCUGAUGUCCGUUUACUCAAAAAGAUAAUUGAGACAUUCUGUAGUGAAGGACAUUUCACUACUGUAUUUCCAUUCAUCAAUGGAAAUGCAGAGCAUCUGAAACCCGGUACUGUUGUCUCAAUAUAUAACGUAGUUCUAGAAGGGUUUGUUAAUAGUGGAGACAUAGAAGCAGCUUAUCAGUUGCUCAGGUCCAUGAUGCAUGGUGGUCAAAGGGUUAGUAAUGAUAACACUAGUGGUUUGCAUCCGUUUGUUAUCAGUGAAGGUGUUAAACCGAACUGUGAUUCGUUUAACAUUGUUGUGUGCGGCCUUUGUAAGUUUAAGAAACUGGAUCUGGCUUUGGCUCUCACCAAGGAAAUGAUUGGGCUCAAUUGCAAGGGAAAGCUUUUGAUGUUUAAUGAUUUGAUACUUGAAUUGUGCAAAUCAGAUAGACUUGAUGAAGCAUAUCAGAUGUUUAACAAAAUGAAGGAUCUUGGUUUGAAACCCUCGGAGUUCACAUACAAUUCUUUGUUUUAUGGCAUUUCUAGAAGAAAAGACCCUAGUGCUGCCAUUGAUCAACUGAGGGAGAUGCGGACAAAUGGGCACAAACCAUGGAUUAAGAACUGCACAGAGAUGGUGCAGCAGCUUUGCUUCAGUGGCAGGAUAACAGAAGCCUUGCAAUUUCUUGAUGAAAUGCCUAAAAUGGGUUUUCUUCCUGACAUUGUCACAUACUCUGCAGCCAUGAAUGGAAUGUGUAAAAUUGGAGAGAUAGACAAUGCACUGGAGCUUUUCCGUGACAUUUCAUCCAAAUAUUAUCUUCCUGAUGUGGUAGCACAUAAUAUCUUGAUAAACGGAUUCCGUAAAUCAGGUAAAUUUGAUGAGGCACAAGAAAUUAUGGAAGAAAUGUUGAGUAAGGGUCUGUUUCCUUCUGUAGUUACCUACAAUCUUAUGAUUGAUAUUUGGAGCAAGUCGGGCAGGAUUGACAAAGCAAUCGCUUGCUUAAAUAAAAUGAGUGAUGAAGAGAAGCCACCAACGGUUGUUACAUAUACAAGCUUGAUAGAUGGACUUUGUAGUGCUGGAAGACCUGAUGAAGCCAUUGUUUUGUGGUGCAAAAUGAGGGAAAACAGUUGCGCUCCAAAUGACAUAGCAUAUACUGCUUUUGUAAAUGGAUUGUGCAAGUGUGAUCGAAUGGAGACUGCACUGAGGUACUAUGAAGAGAUGAAGAUGAAAGGUUAUGACUUAGAUAUUUUUUCCCUAUUACAUUUCAUAAAUUUUUUGAUAUCACAUGGACAUGCCAGCAAAGGAUGUGAUCUUUUAAAAGAAGUUCUCCAAAAAGAUGUGCACAGUAGUAAUAUGAAAAUGACAGGCUUUAUAAAUAAAGCAGUUGAGGAGCUGUCUAAAGAUGGAAGGAUAUCUUCAGAUAUCAAAAUACUUGUAGAUAAGUAUUUAGUUUCAGGGGAUCAAACUACACACAAUGAAGAUGGAAGCAAAUGAGAUCUGUUGCUGAAAUAUAUGUUGAAUUUCUGAAUCCAGCUAUCAAACAUUUGUUCAGGUGGUAAUAGUUUUAGAAUAUAUGUUGAAUUUCUGAAUCCAGCUAUCAAACAUUUGUUCAGGUGGUAAUAGUUUUAGAAUAUAUGUUGAAUUUCUGAAUCCAGCUAUCAAACAUUUGUUCAGGUGGUAAUAGUUUUAGAAUAUAACAAAAUGUCUAACCUGUACAUGUAUUUGGGUAAAUUCCGAGUGUGUCACCACUUACCAAAGCUUUGAUAUCCCACCACGCGAAGGUCAGUAAGCUCCUCUAUCAGUAGUAGUGUUUUUAAAAAAUCUGAUAGAGAACCACUUUGUCUUGGUAAAUAGUAGAUAUACUUAUAUUUCUGAUUUAAUACGUGACCAUUUGUACGCACUAUCUCAACCUUGAAUCUUGUGGGAAAAAAAACUGGUGCUUGAUAUGUGAAAGUGCAGCUCCUCUUGCUCCUGGAUACUUCUUGGACUGCUGAUACGAUUGCUGAAUCACUAGGGAUGUACCUGCAUUUGUCAUUUUUUUCUGAUUAGGCCAAACAUGAUCUGCAGUUAAACAUGGGAUGGUGCCCUCAUAACCUCCUCUUUUCUGUGAUAACAUUCUGCUUUUCGGAAGUACUAAAAAUAAAACAAAACCUUUUGAGGUUUUGUUUGUUUCUCAUUCCCAUGCCUUUUGAUAUAUAUUAUUUGCCCCUGGGGCACAUCGAUCUACAUGAGGUGCUGUUGUGGUUCUAGUCUGUUACAUAUGCCAUUUUUGGAGCUAUCCAAAGUUCCUUAUUUUACCAUAACCCCUGGAAUGUUUUCAGUAUUGAGUGAUUUUCAUGUGGGCAGUUUGGUUCUGCAGCCUCCCUGUUUUGCAUGUGUUCUCAAUGUUCAGAGUUUUUGCUAUUUCUGAAUGAAUUGCACACUGAUUUCAUCCUUUUUACUUUGAAGGACAUCGAUCUUAUCUUAGAUCUGUUCUCCUGUUGUACAAGGGUGCUUUAUCUAAAUUGUUUCUUUGAGCCUCAUAUGUGUUGACCAGUUGCUGCUGCUGCUUGCAAUCUGAAAGACUGGAACUCUGAAAGAGAUGAGACAUGGAGUUUUAGAAAGGAGAUUUGAAUUCAUGCUAUAAUUGAUAUACU